AUCGUGCAUUCAGUCGAGCAUCGGCCUCUCACCGUGAAACGUUUUAGUUUCUAUAUAACGUUCGCGCGCUUUUUUUUUUUUUUUUUCUCUUUCUCUCCAUUUCUUUUUACACAUUCCGUUGUCAUUGAUUUCGUAACACCUAACGAUAGCGAAAAAAAAAAAAAUUAAUCGAAAAAUUCUUUGGUGACCAUUGAAAAAACGUGGGAAAAAAAAAGUCUAACGUUCUACAAGUGCCAAGAGUGACUAUUGGAUCUCUGCAGAAACACGUGAACAAGUAUUCAAUUGAUACUGGAAGCCAUGGCUUAUCGCUAGGAGAGAAGGAGAUAUCUCUGUGACAUGAGAGAGUGACUUUGAAAAUAAUGAGGAGGAGCGGUGCGAGAAAACAUGGAGGCGCCAAGGGAGAAGGAGCAUUGGUAUUGCUCCUUGUCGCAUUGGCUCCUAUUCUCUGCUCCGCUGGAAUCCUGGACCCUUGGCAAUGGGCACGCAGUGAUCGAAUUGAAGUCAACAUCCCAUGGCUACCCUUUGAAAAUGAAACACGCUGUUAUGGUGAGCUGGGAUGUCUAAACAUCACAAGAAGUUGGUAUCAUCUCAUUCAUCGACCUCUUAAUGUAUUUCCUUUGCCUCGAGAGGUCAUUAACACAAGGUUCAUACUUUACACCAAUGAAAAUCCUACCGAAGGCCAAGUUUUAAUAGCAAGUAAGGAUAAGUCAAUAAAACGAUCGAACUUUGAUGCAGAGAGGAAAACAAAAUUGAUCAUACACGGUUUUAUAGACACGCCACUCAGCAAUUGGGUGAAGGAGAUGAGAAAUGAGCUACUCAAGCAUGGUGAUUACAACGUCAUCAUUGUCGAUUGGGCCGGUGGUAGUCUUCCUCUUUACACUCAAGCCACGGCAAAUACAAGACUCGUUGGUCUCGAAAUUGCAAAUCUCAUCAAACACCUUCAGGUAAACUACGGUCUAGAUAUGAGUAAUGUUCAUAUAAUUGGCCACAGUCUCGGAGCACACACGGCUGGAUAUGCAGGUGAAAAAUUAGAAGGAGCAAUUGGCAGAAUAACUGGUCUCGAUCCAGCAGAACCAUAUUUUCAAGGGAUGCCAAAUCAUUUACGUUUGGAUUACACUGACGCUCAAUUAGUCGACGUUAUUCACACUGAUGGGAAGAGUAUUCUCUUCUUAGGAUUUCCAGGGUACGGGAUGAGCCAACCGUGCGGUCAUUUGGACUUCUAUCCAAAUAAUGGAAAGGAACAACCUGGCUGUACAGAUCUUAGUGAGACAACACCUUCAUUACCAUUGACAUUGAUUCGUGAGGGUCUAGAGGAGGCGUCACGUGUUCUAGUGGCUUGCAAUCAUGUACGAGCGAUAAAACUCUUUAUUGAGAGCAUCAAUUCAAAGUGUCAGUAUGUUGCACACGAGUGUGGUAGUUAUUCGAGUUUUCUUAAGGGUGAAUGCUUUUCUUGUAAGAGCAAAAAUAGUUUGAGUUGCGGUGUUAUGGGAUAUCACGCUGAUACAAGUCCUGCAUUAGUUAAACGUCAGGCAAUGGGUCAGGAUGUCUCGUCCUUAUUGGGAUCUAAAUUCUUCUUCAGUACUGGAAAAGAAGAUCCUUAUUGUAGAAGACAUUAUAGGAUAACUAUAAAUCUAGCUAGGCCACCAACUGCCGAGAGUUGGGUUCAGGGUUUCAUAAAAGUUACUUUUCACGCUGAGAAUGGGAUCAUUCGAAAUAUUGAUCUUACUCCUAGUGGUUACAUGAAAUUGGAACAUGGUACAUCAACUCGAAUGGUGGUGGCCCAUCCUGGAGGAGCAAUUGGUGAAAUAGGCAAAAUUCGACGAGUUGAACUAUCAUGGGCUUAUGACAUGGAUGUCUUACAACCUCGUUCUCUUUGUUUCUUUUGGUGCAAUGAUCAUUUAUACGUUAAUAGCAUCCUCGUCGACAUCAUGGAACUUCCGGGAAGAGGGAAAAGGGAAACGGAUUUCUCCAGCAGAUUGUGUUCUACAAGUAAACGUGACUAUGCGGAAAUAGCGAGUGGGUCAACUGCCUCUUUUGUCGACAAUUGCUGACGAAUUAUGCAUUCGUGGACAAUUUCAAACUGUGCAGUGAUCUCAAACUCUUUAGACUAAUCGCCUUUCAAAAUCGGAAUCACUUAUUAGCCAAAGUACUUUUAAAAAAAAGAAUUCAAAAGAAUUUAAGUUUUAAAUAAAAAAUAUCAAUGUGAUUUAAAAAAUAAUUUUUUUUUGGCUGAUUCAACGAAAUUUAGAACUCAAACGUGUAAAAAAAAAUACGUGUUCACCAGUAUUAGUAAGAUACGAAUUGUAAAUUUUGUAAAUAGGUCUAAUUGUAAAUGUUAGGCUAUAAUAGAUUAUAAUUUCUAAUCUAUUCGUAAGAUAAUUCACCUUAGUAGUCAUUGCCAAAAGUUAAUUCUCAAAAUCAAAAAAAAAUUUGAUAAAAAAAUAUUUUUUAUUUAAUUAAAUGUUUAAAUAUUUUUUUAUUCACAAAAAUGAAAAAUAUUCUUAAAUUAUUAUUUUUUGGAAAUACUACUCUAGGUAAAUUGUCUUUAACAGACAUCAAGUCUGAUUCACGCGGCCAUAUUUGUCAUUAAGAAAAUGCUAAUUAGUCGAAAAAAGUCCAGUGUGAAAAAAACUCUUAAAUCUAAGUUUUUAUAAAAAUACUUUUUUUUUAAUAUUUCCACUUAUUUUUAACCCAGUGCUUAAGAAUUAGCCUUUUGUGAUUUAUAUUUACUAGAUUAGAAUUCUGAAAAAAAAAAUUCAGAAAUAGUCUGUUAAGAAUGAAAAAUCAAAGUUAAGCCUGAUUUUUUAGAAGUAGUUUUCAAUUCUUCUAAGAUUUUGCAAAGGGAAAAAAAUGCUUCUAACUAUUGGAAAAUAUAUAAAUGUAAAAUAGUAAUUUCUAUGUAUUUGUUAAUGAAAAACAUUUGAAUAUAUAAUAAUAUUUAAACACAUUUUAAAAGAAAAAAAAUUGUAGUUAAAAAUAGAUGACAGCGAGAUAAGUAUACUUAAAUUGGAAGAAAUUGAAUACUUCUAAUCUGAUACAUUUUUUUUUAAUACUUUUAUAACUAGCGUUACUGGAACGAGUAUUUUGUCCUCCUUUUUUUUCCAUAUAAAUCAUUCGUAACAGUUGUUAAACUCUUAAGAAUAUAUAUUUCUACAAUUACUCAAAACAGAAAAUGUACUAAUACAAAAUAUGUAAUAGUAAAACUAUUUUUCAUUCUGUAACAUUUUUAAUUAUAAUGCGAAACAUGUGAUUCAGCCCAAUAAAUAAUAGGCUCCGAUUAAA
This is a messenger RNA of Leptopilina boulardi, 3282 nucleotides long. Its product is annotated as pancreatic triacylglycerol lipase-like. The record is from RefSeq and is a predicted model, not a curated record. The coding region runs from base 360 to 2051 and encodes 563 amino acids. Gene Ontology annotation, biological process: lipid metabolic process. Gene Ontology annotation, molecular function: triacylglycerol lipase activity. Lineage: Eukaryota; Metazoa; Arthropoda; Insecta; Hymenoptera; Figitidae. The transcript is spliced from 10 exons.